CACGCUCAACCGUCACUCCCCCCUCUCGCUCAACCGUCACUCCCCCCUCUCGCUCAACCGUCACUCCCCCCUCUCGCUCAACCCCCCUCUCUCACACCCGCAAACACUCCCUCGCCACCCCCCUUGCUACCUCUCCCCUCAGUACACCCCACUCGUCCCCCUAUCGCUCUGUUCUCUCACCCCUCCCCAUCUCAAUCCCCCCUUUCUGCUUCCCCCAUCUACACCCCCUACCUCUAC
Hypanus sabinus (Atlantic stingray) is the source of this 237-nucleotide messenger RNA. RefSeq lists its product as uncharacterized. The transcript is spliced from 2 exons. The annotation marks the transcript as partial. The record is from RefSeq and is a predicted model, not a curated record. Lineage: Eukaryota; Metazoa; Chordata; Chondrichthyes; Myliobatiformes; Dasyatidae.